Molecule: messenger RNA, 1454 nt
Organism: Oncorhynchus nerka (sockeye salmon)
Lineage: Eukaryota; Metazoa; Chordata; Actinopteri; Salmoniformes; Salmonidae
Product: zinc finger matrin-type protein 4-like
Exons: 7
Coding region: 92-853 (253 amino acids)
Molecular function (GO): nucleic acid binding; zinc ion binding
Source: RefSeq, a predicted model, not a curated record
AAUUGAGUAGACUGCCCGGCGGAUGAUAAGCGUCCGGGACCGGUGCUGUCGAUUGUGCGAGGAGGCAAGUUAACGUUACCGGAGGAAGAAGAUGAAGUCGGCUGGGGUCGUGGAAGGAGGACUGUUCACAGAGAGUUACUGCAACAUCUGUAAUGCCCAACUCAUCUCCGAGUCGCAACGCACUGCACACUAUGAGAGUAAGAAACAUGCCAAUAAGGUCCGUCUCUUCUACAUGUUACACCCAGAAGACGGAGGCCCACCUUCCAAGAGACUGAGACCAGACAACCCUGACAGUGCAGAGACAGAGGUGGACAGCAAUAAGUGCUGUACGUUAUGUAAUAUGUUCUUCACGUCGGCCAUUGUUGCCCAGUCUCACUACCAGGGCAAGACACAUGCCAAGAGAGUACGACUGGUACUGGGAGAAACACCCAGCUUACCUACUGCUACCAACAGCCCUACCACCACAGACUCAUCCCCUUCCACCCCCCAGCCCAGCGACUCAAACCCUGCUCCUCCUGCCCUACCACGGCCCUCCUCUCUAGCACCCCCGGUGGUGUUGGUGGGUAGUGGUGGUAGUGGUGAGACAGGGAAGUACUGCUGUCUGUGUGGAGCAUGGUUCAACAACCCUCUGAUGGCCCAGCAACACUAUGAGGGGAAAAAACAUCGCAGGAAUGCAGCCAGAGCACAACUACUGGAGCAGCUAGCUGGCAGUCUGGACGCUACCGAAACUACAGGUCUCCGCAGCAGAUACUCCUGCAGUGUAUGUAGUGUUGUGUUGAACUCCAUUGAACAGUACCACGCACACCUCCAGGGCUCCAAGCACCAGAACAACUUGAAGCAGGUCCAGCAGUGAAGCACUGGAACCAGAGACCUGUGGACAUGUGGAGAAUGGGAAAAUGGGAAUACUAAACAUGGGAAGAGCACUGUACAGAGCAUUGUAAAACUAAAAUAAUAUUGGUUGUGGAAUUUUGGAAGACUGAGAGACUUCUACAGAUGGCUUAGGACUGUGUGUGUGUGUGUGUGUGUGUGUGUGUGUGUGUGUGUGUGUGUGUGUGUGUUUUUAAUCUGACGAUGUCCUGGAGGUUACUGACCAUCUAAGUGUUUGAUAUGUGUACUUUGACCCCACAGCAGUCAGAAAACCAUUGGAUGUUGCUAGCGAUCGCCAUGCUGUUUGUGUGCAUCCCAAAUGGCACCCUAUUCCGUUUAUAGUGCACUUCUUCUGACGAGGGCCCAUAGGGCUCUAUUAAAAAGUAGUGUACUAUAGAGACUCCUUUUGUGAACCACAAUCCUACAAUCUAACUAAGUGAUGUCAGUGUUACCCAGAGCGGUGAUAACCGUUACAAUGAUAGUCAUAGAGUAGAAGAAACCAUAUCAUCACCACUAUAUCAGUCCAGAGGGUCAGGGCUGCAAUACAUAUGUAUACAAAUAUAUAAUAAAUAUAUUCAUACAAUAUA